Molecule: messenger RNA, 1120 nt
Organism: Cariama cristata (Red-legged seriema)
Lineage: Eukaryota; Metazoa; Chordata; Aves; Cariamiformes; Cariamidae
Product: potassium/sodium hyperpolarization-activated cyclic nucleotide-gated channel 3-like
Source: RefSeq, a predicted model, not a curated record
GGAGAGGGGACUGGAGGGUUCAGCCCAGCAGAUCCUUCCGACAGACCCCCCAGCGCCGCUGUUCCCUCAUCUGCAGAACGACUCCUGGGGGAGGCAGUACUCGCACGCCCUGUUCAAGGCUAUGAGCCACAUGCUCUGCAUCGGCUACGGCCAAAACAUGACCGACGUCUGGCUCACGAUGCUGAGCAUGAUCGUGGGGGCCACCUGCUACGCCAUGUUCAUCGGCCAUGCCACCGCCCUCAUCCAGUCGCUGGAUUCGUCCCGGCGCCAGUACCAGGAGAAGUACAAGCAAGUGGAGCAGUACAUGUCAUUCCACAAGCUGCCUGGGGACACGCGCCAGAGGAUCCACGAGUACUAUGAGCACCGCUACCAAGGCAAGAUGUUUGACGAGGAGAACAUUCUGGGGGAGCUCAGUGAGCCGCUCAAAGAGGAGAUCAUCAACUUCAACUGCCGCAACCUGGUAGCCAACAUGCCCCUGUUCGCCAAUGCGGACCCCAACUUUGUGACAGCCAUGCUGACCAAGCUGCGCUUUGAGGUCUUCCAGCCUGGGGACUUCAUCAUCCGCGAGGGCACUGUAGGCAAAAAGAUGUACUUCAUCCAGCACGGGGUGGUCAGCAUCCUCACCAAGGGCAACAAGGAGACAAAGCUGUCUGAUGGCUCCUACUUUGGGGGUGAGGCUGGGCUGGGGGACCUGGAGAGCAGAGGGGAGCGAGAGCUGCUGGGGGGUGGGAGCUGGGGCAUCUCCGAUGUGGCUGCCUGCUGCACCCUCUGCCUGUCCCCUCUUGCCCAGGGUCAGGGACUUGGCACCCAACUCAUACCAGGCUCUGGGGCCCAGAAGUCCACUACCCCUGUUCUUAUGGGCGUGCGAGCUGACACCUACUGCCGCCUCUACUCCUUGUCCGUGGAUAAUUUCAAUGAGGUGCUGGAGGAGUACCCAAUGAUGCGCAGGGCCUUCGAGACAGUGGCCAUGGACCGGCUGGGCCGCAUAGGGAAGAAGAACUCCAUCUUGCUCCGCAAGCGAGCUGAGCACAGCGCGGGGCCCAUGAACAACGAGAUGAUCCAGCAGAUUGUGAAGCACGACCAGGACAUGGCCCACAACAUCCAGGACCUGCAGCAGAUG